Molecule: messenger RNA, 1940 nt
Organism: Caenorhabditis auriculariae
Lineage: Eukaryota; Metazoa; Nematoda; Chromadorea; Rhabditida; Rhabditidae
Source: the annotation of a GenBank genome assembly
AUGCUGUUCCCAGCUAUUCUUUUGCUUUUUUUCCCUACAGCGUAUGCGCAGCUCAACGAGGCUUUCUACGAUCCCUAUUUGGAAAGUGGACCUAUUUUCCAGAAAAGUUGGAUUCCGAACUGGAACUUGAACCAGAAUCAUCCCAUUCCCUACAAUCAUCUAUCAAACCGUGAGUUUUUUAAGGAUUUGUUAGGUUUACCUAGAAGAUACUUCCUCAUAGUUUAUUUAAAGCUCACCUAAAUUUACUUAAUAUUUACCUAAAGCUUACCUAAACCUCACCGUGGGCUACCUAAGCUUACCAAAAACUUACCUUUUCCACUGAAGCUUACCUAUAGCUUACCUUAAGCUUAUCUAAAGACAAUGCGUACCUAAAGCCUACCUAAAUCUUACCUGAGCUUAUCUAAAGCAACUGGGGCUUGCCUUAAUCCACUAAGGAUUACUUAAAGCUACUUAAAGCUUACCUGAAGCUUUCCAUAAUCUCACUUAAUCCUUACCUUAAACCAACCCAAACCUUACCCAAACUUUUACCCCCUCCAAAACCCCCAAAAUUUCAGAUCCAUACGUCUACGGCAUUGGACCCACCACCACAACUCCGAAACCGAUUUAUCACAUCCCAAAUGUCCCGUUCAACUGGCCUAGAAGCCCGAUGGGGCCCGGAGGUCCCCCAGGCGUCCAAUGGAAAAAUCAAUUUGGAUAAUUAAUUCAACUUCCCGUUACUAUUUUGCUUUGAAUAAAAAAAUUUUUGAGUGGAUAUUGUUGGAGAAUACACCAAAAAAAAUCUAGUUUCCAUUUUUCUAGAAUAAAAAAAAGCUCAAACUUUCAGUACAACUGGUUUAGAGCUCUGACGUUCUAUACAAUUUAUAAAAAUUUCGAAGUUUCCUAUUUUCGUUUAGAAAAUAUGUGAGUCAGUGUUUGUUAUGUUGUGCAAAAAAUGGCGGAAAAUGCUAUUCAACUCAUUUUUUCAGUGAUAAAAACUUCAGAAGCGACUGUUUAAUGAAGAAAGUGAUGAUUUUUUGUAUUUUGUUUGAUCACUUUUCGUGAAAAAUGAUUGGAAAUGUCUCCGAAUUUUUACUUGAACUGAUAUAAAAGCUGUCAAAAUUUCUUUCUAUUUUAAUUUUUUUACACGGCUUACCAUUUUAUAAUCUCAAUAAUAAAGACUUGGUGAUUCACAAAAGGCGCAAAACUUUUUACGAAAGGAAAAAUCUCGAAAAAAGUCUCAUUUCAAGCCAAAAAAAAAUCCAAAAAUGUUUGUUAUUUGUGAGCUUCCAUACAUUAUUGUGUGUCUCACACCCCCAAAAACCCUUUCAAAACUCUUCCAAAACCAUCUGAACAAUGAAAACCAUCAUCAACCUUCACACACCUACGUAAAAGCCUCAAAAGCUUUUUGGAGCCCUUAUAAGGUCCUUCUUUCCUUCCAAACUUCACAAAAAAUGCUGUUUCUAGCGGUCCUUCUGCUCUUUUAUUCCACUGCGAUCGCUCAAUUCAACGAGCCUCUUUACGAUCCCUACUUCGGGGGUGAACUUUUCCUCCCAAAAAGUUGGUUCCCAAGCCGCGGCUCGAAUGGCGGCAGAGGUCAAACACGAUACGUUCCUCUUAAUGAAAGUGAGUUUUCUCAAUUAAAAAUAAACUGACUACAUCGUAGGCGAUAUCGCGAAAAACUUCGGCUUGAUUUAAAAUGUAAAUUUUUUUCUCAAGCCAUCAAAUUAUCAAUUAAUAAAUUAUUAUCAUUAAAUUCCAUCAAAAAAAUGUUCACUAGAACAACUUCGUACACAUUUUCCAAAUUGUCAGACCACAUCAACUUCGGCGUGACCACACCGCGUCCUUCUACAGUAUACCACGUUCCCAACGUCCCUUUCAAUUGGCCCAGAAGUCCAAUGGAUAAAUGGACUCGAAACCCAACGGGACAAACUCCUGGCGGCUGGACCAACCGAUUUGGAUGA